Colletotrichum scovillei is the source of this 1933-nucleotide messenger RNA. RefSeq lists its product as uncharacterized. Lineage: Eukaryota; Fungi; Ascomycota; Sordariomycetes; Glomerellales; Glomerellaceae. The record is from RefSeq and is a predicted model, not a curated record. The coding region runs from base 442 to 1926 and encodes 494 amino acids. Gene Ontology annotation, biological process: RNA polymerase II preinitiation complex assembly; transcription initiation at RNA polymerase II promoter. Gene Ontology annotation, cellular component: transcription factor TFIID complex. The transcript has a single exon. Gene Ontology annotation, molecular function: RNA polymerase II general transcription initiation factor activity.
CUAGGUACUUGCCAGGGUGCGGGUACCUUUCUACUGCGUAAGUACCGUGGUCAGCUAGGACCUUCCAUAGGUAUUACCUACCCAUGGAUCUCAACUUCCGCUUCUAACUUUGCGCCUCCGGCCUUGAGGCACCUACCUUCGAAUCUCUACCCAAGAAUUCUAUUGCGUACGGAUCUGCCAAGAGUUUCUCCAAGUCGACAACUCCGGCGCACUUGAUCCAACGAAUCCUUGAACAUUGUUUCCCGCGUUUUCAAUCAGAAAGGGACCCCGUAUGCGCUCCACUUAACCUCCCCGCGAAGAUCGAGGCGCGCCUGCCUUUCCGAUCUACACAAACGAAAUCCUUCUCUCAACUCUGAGUCUCUGACUAUACCCCCUGGAUGCGACAAACAGAAAUACCUUACUGCGAACACCCGUAAUACUCGCGACGAGCGACCUCCAAAGAUGCCAGACAUCAGUGCACCGCCGCCGCCACGGCCGAAGCUGAAGCUCAGUGUGAAUUCGCGACAGACAUCGUUCAGCGAACAGAACGGCGCGACACCUACAGCUUCGACACCUUCUGGCAUGAAGAUCAAACUCAAAUCAUCACAACCGCCAACGCCGGCUGGGCCGGCAGCACCAACACCGAUCAAGACAAAAGCUGGGCGUCAAUCGAAACCCACGAGCAAGCUCAUCGAGUCGAAGAAGAGAGAACAAGACGAAGAUGACGACGGCGCAAACCAACCGUCUUCGAAAAAGAUUAAGCUUCUGAAGACACCGAACGUAUCGACACCUAGGUCGGGCCACAUCGUUGUCAAGUCGAAAGGCAAACCACCAGUACAUCCCCCUGGUGAUGGCUAUGACUCGGAAGCCAGCGACCAAGAGAAGGACCCCACAAUCGAGGAGCAGUUCAUUUUGCGCAUGAUGCCAGGAGAGCAUUGCGAAUACGUCAGGAAGUGCGUCGAAGAAGGCAAGGUAGGCCUCCCUCGAAAGGAUGGUGGCGCGGAUAUAAUGAUGAAGUUUUUCGACGACGAAAGCCGGCGUGCGGUCGUUGUCGUCAAAGGCCAAGCAUACGCAGCGGUCAUGGUUGAGCUACCAACGAUUACGGAAGGAAUGAAGUCCUGGGACCGGAAGACGCUCAUGAAGUCUGCCGACAUCUGCCAUAUGCUUCUCGUCUUCCAGCCCGUAAAGAGUGACGAAGAGGCGAAGAAGGCACCAUUACCCGCGAUGAUUCAACCAGGCUUCAAGUGGCCGCACGGCCUGACGCCACCAAUGCACGACGCAACGAAUCAGAGAUUCGCAAAAAUUAUUAGUCGCUCUGAGAUCGAGUUGAAGGAGAACGAGGUUAAGAAACUUUUGCAGGCCGAUGCGGCCGCUAUGUCCUCCAAAUAUGAGUUCAUCGACGACAGAAAGAUGCAGUCUGGCGACGAGUACUCCGACGACGAACAGGACGCCGAUGGCGAGGCCGAUGACAGCGGUUACUUCCCCUCUGAGGGUUAUGCCAACGGCGAACUAUUUGACGACGAUGACCACGAUUUGGAGGCAGAGCUCGAGGCUGCUUUCGAAGAGGAAAUGAACCAGGCCACGACGGAGGUUGGCACACCAGCAACACAAGUUGAGGGAGCUACGCCGAUGACUAUGAACGCCGGCACACCGGCAGCCAAUGCACGUGAUGGGGAUGAGUCCGUCGCUAGUGAAGAGGACGAAGAUGACGACGACGACGACGAUGACGAUGACGACGACGAGGACAAGCCGCCUCAGGACGAAAUCAAGGCCGUCAGAGAAGAUAUCGUGAAUCUCAAGGCAGAGAUUGCAAAGAAGGAGCAGGAGAAGGCUCUCCAACAAAACAAGAUUCUGCGGAAGCGUGUGGAGGACAGGUUGAAGCAGCUGAGGGCAGAAUUGGCGCUCAAGCAAACGUCUAUCAACGAAGAAGAGGAGGACGAGGAUUAAGGCAGGA